AUGUGUGAAAAAAUGCAAAAAUCACCUGAACAAAAUGGAGAUAAUGUAGAACUGUUCAGGAAGAAAAAUAUAGACACAAAAUCUGUUACAAAUAAUACAACAAAAAAAUAUAUAAAAAAAAAAUCGAAUAAACACCAUUUGUAUAAUAAUAAAGAAAUACAUUUGAAUAAUGAAGAGAGUAAAAUAUUAUCUCUUCAAAAAAAAAAACAAAAAACAAAAAAAAAUGUAUACAUUUUUGACCAUAUAAAAUAUUAUGAAAGAGUAAGAAAGUGGAAAGAAAAAAGGUAUGGAUAUGAUUAUGAAAAGAAAAAAAAAACAAUGACCAGACAAAAAAAAGAAUUGCCACUUCAUAUAAAAAAUAAUAAUCAAAAAAAGGAAAACAAAGUGGUACAAAAAAAUGAUAUAAAUAAAAAUAUAACGAUUAAUAAAAAUUUUAUGGAUUCAAAUGAUAAAAUUGUGACAUGUGUAAAAGGUUACAACGAUGUUAUAAAAAAUGUAGAGCAAUACAAACAUGUUGAAAAGAAUAAUAAAAAUAAAAUAUAUCAUUAUAAUUAUAAUAUUAAAAAUGAACAUUUAACGAAUAAUUACACACCUAUUAUAGAACCAUCUAAUAGUAAUAAUAAUAAUAAUAAUAAUAAUAAUAAUUAUUAUAAUUAUUAUUAUAAUAUGGAAGGAGAACCUAUUGCAAAUAAUACAUAUAAAAAUUUGAAUCAUAUAGAUAUUUUAAAAUCUAGUGAAACCAUAUUAUUACAAGAUCAAAAUAAAAUAAACUUCUCAAAUAAAACAAUCAUAGAUAGUUUUCAAGAUAUAGAAUCGUUUCAAAAUUUAUAUUAUGAACACGAUGAAGAUAAAUAUAAUGAUAUGGAUAUCAUUCCUAUGUCGAAUGACACACAUAUACAUCAUUCUUUAAUGAUAAAUAAGUUAACGCAUUUUUAUAAUAAAUAUAAUUUUAUUUCAUUGAAAAAAAAAAUGAUUUUUGAUCCAUAUAAUUAUCAGAAUAAUAAAUACAAACGAUUUACGUUUCCAUAUUUUAAGUCUACAUCCAUAUAUAGAAAUGGAACCAUUAUAAAAAAAAAACACAAAAGUGAUGAACAUAUAAAUAAACAGAAAAAAGAAAAUAAUAAUGUAGAUUACAUUAAAAAUAAUUAUGAUAAAAAUCAUUCGUAUUUCAAAAAUAUUUUUGCUAAUGAUCAUAUGGACGAAAAUAAGAUCAAGAACUAUCAUAAAAAGAAAAAUAAUUUAUUAAAUAAACCUUUCAUUAAAACAAGUAUUUAUAAGGAAAGAAUAGAUAUAAAUAAAUUAGAAAGUAAUAUUUUUCGAAAUAAUUCUAUUGAAUAUGAAGAUAAUAUAAAUACUCCUACAUUACAAAUUUUAAAUGAAUAUAGUCCGAAGGAUCUUAAUAUGGAGCUUAUUAAUAAUCCAACCUAUAAAAAUAUAAAAUAUGUACAUCAUAAGAAAAAAAAAAAAAAUAAAUAUAAUAAUAUAUAUAAAAUGGAAUAUUUAAACAAAACAAAUGAUUCAUAUGGUUAUAACAAUAUAUACAAUUAUAAUAAGAAUGAUAAUUUAAUGGAGGAUGAAAAGAAUUACACUUAUGAAUGUGUUACCCCCACUUUUAUUACCUUGAGAAAUAAAAAUAUAAAAAAUAAAAUCACUCAUAAUAAUAAUAUCAAUAAUAAUCAUUUUAAUAAAAUAAAACGAAAUAUAUAUGCUAAUAAAAAAAAAAUGCCACAUUAUUUUAAAAAUUAUAAUUUUAUAGGAAAAAACGUAAAAUAUCUAUCUAAUAAUAAGAUAUUCAAAAAUGUUAACCUAGAUAUUCAUAAAUAUAAUAGAAAUAUAUAUGAUUAUAAAAAGUGCAAAAAUAAUCAAAAGGGAAGUAACAAAAUAAAAGGGUUGUCUAUAACCCCAUGUCUAUUACCAUUAAAAAAUAAGAAGAAAUAUAAUUUUUCAUAUAAUAUAUAUAAACAAGUAGAUUUACAAAAUAAAGUUUUAAAUAUAAACAAACAUAAAAAAUUAUUACAUGUUGAUGAAAAGGAUAUAACAAAAAAUUUUGAUAUUUUCUUAUGUCUUUUUAUGAAAUAUGAAAAAAAUGAAUCUCAACUUUUAUUAUUAAUACAUGAUGAAGGUUUAACAAGAUAUUCAUUUUUUUAUCAAACAUAUAUCAAACCAAUAUUAGAUAAUUAUAAAAAAUGUAAAUGGGAAAAAAUAAAAAAUUCAAAUAUAAAUGAACAAAAAAUAAAGGAAAGAAAAUAUUAUACAGAUUAUAAUAAUAUUACUGUGAACAAAAUAAUUCUUCAAAUUUUUAUUCCUUCAAUUAAAAAAAAUUAUCUUAAAUAUUUAAAUAUAUUAUAUUAUAAAAAUACAAAUACAUUGGAUAUCAAUACAUCUGAAGAAUUAUUAAAAGAAAUUAUAAAAAUCGAUAAACAAAUAAAUAAUACAAGAAGAAAAUCUCAUGAUAUUAAUACAAAAUAUGUAUCGGUUGCAUCUAACCAUGCUUAUGAAAAAAAAAUAAAAUUAAUACCAAAACCUCAAUGGGCCAAUAAAAAUAAUUUAAAUUUAUUAUUAAAAAAGCAAGAACACAUUAAUCCUUUUACAAUAUUUGGAACAAGUGUAAAAGAAGUAAACUUGGAAGAAAUAUUUACAUUAGAUGUAUACAAUAAUUAUAUAACUAAUGAUGAUAGAUAUAAAAAUAAAAUAUUAUAUGAAUUAUAUGUUGGUAAUUAUAUACAAAAUUUGUAUGAAAAAAUAACUUAUGAUGAAUGGAAUAAUGUUUUAGAUAUUCUUAAAAAACAUUGGAAUAAUUUUAUUACUCUAGAAUGUAAUAUGAUAUUAGAUCCUUUAUUAUUAGAAGAAAUUUUAUGGUAUAUUGAUAAUAAUAAAAUGUAUAAAGAUAAAAGUAAAGAUAUGUAUACUUAUGAAAAUUGUUUUUGUCCAACACCUGAUCCAAAAAAAGAAAUAAAUUUUAAUGAUUCUAAAAAUUUUUCAAAAUCUAUGUCUAAUAAAUAUACAUUUCAAAAAAUAAACAAAUUUAAGAAAUAUUCCUUAAAUGAAGAAUCUAUAUAUAAAGAUGAUCAUAUACUUUUAAAAUAUGAUGAUGUCUAUUCGAGGUGUACUCUAUCAUCUAAUCCGAAGAAAAAAAUCAAAAAAAAAAACACCACCACAAACAACAACAACAAUAAUAAUAAUAAUAAUAAUAAUAAUAAUAUUGGAGUGUAUGAUAUGAUAGAUAAUAAUUAUACUUAUAAUAUAAAUUGUAAUAAUUUUAAAAAUAAUAAAAACAUGUUGGAAAAACAAAAUAUGCUCAUGCAUAUACCUAGACCUUCAAGUGCAAUAUACUACGAUAUAAAUUUUUUCAAGAAUAAAGUAAAGAAAAAUAUAUUUACAAAAAAAUUCAAAUGUGAAAAUAUUUCAUAUUCAAAUAUGUUACAAUAUAAUAAUUAUUCAGUACUUCGUUCGAAAUCAAAAAAAUGGAUAUCUCAAAAUUAUUUUGACAAUUUUUUUUCUAAUUAUUAUCUCUACAAUUUUGGAACAAUUGAUGGAACAUAUAAUUAUACCAUAUAA
Messenger RNA from Plasmodium adleri (nom. inval.), 3558 nucleotides. Its product is annotated as conserved Plasmodium protein, unknown function. The coding region runs from base 1 to 3558 and encodes 1185 amino acids. NCBI's taxonomy places the organism in Eukaryota, Apicomplexa, Aconoidasida, Haemosporida, Plasmodiidae. The record is from RefSeq and is a predicted model, not a curated record. The transcript has a single exon.